AUGGUGUUAGACGAGCACUACGAGAUGUGCCUGCCCAUCUUGCAGGACCCCGCGCUCGAAGAUGAGGACAAAACCGAUAAAAUAGAAGAGCUCUUCAAAAAGGAGACCAACAUGGUUGGCUCGUCCCUGGAGAAUGCCAUCCUCGAUGUCAUGUGGAGAUGGCGAGAAUGCGGAGGCACCUCCACGUCACCGCCUCCCAUCCGUCAGACCAUCCUGCGACGACCAUCGCCAGCUUCGUGGAGAGGCGGAACGCCGUUAUCAGGCUCGCCUCGCCUGGCCGUCAGUCCUCUCGCGCCGCCAGGGUAUAUCCCUGCCACCUUUGGCAGGACCAAAUCGGUCACAGCCUCUCCCUUCGGCUCGCCACGAGCCUCGCCUCGCCUGGCCUUUGCGACCCCUGUGAUUCCCCAUAGUCCAAAUCUCAAUGCAUAUGAAUUCGCCAGCGACCCCACCCCCGCCACUGAGAUCCUUGGAGAGUACCAGAUCGAGAAUGUCGACUGGCUCGUCAAUGAUGAUACCAUCAGCCUCUCCUCGUCUGUGGGCACCACCAAGAGCCUCAACGCCGCCGCUCCAGAGUUUUCGUCAAUGUCCUCGCAGCAAAUCGACAUGUCUCCUUACGACAUGCUCAGGUCAAUCCUGGGACACACAAGGACAGACGAAGAGAUAGAAUCUGCUCUUGCGACACACAACUACGAUUUGAGCGCUACUAUUACGUCCAUGAUGGAGAUUCAGCAAGACGGAGGCGUCCGGCUCGAUGAGCCCAAAAAUGUCCUCAUUGGCAAAUCUAUAUCUGCAGAGGGUCGUCCAUCUACCCCAGUAAACCAAAAGGCAGGUGUUAUUUGCAAAUUUUACAUGUCUACUGGACAGUGUCUGCGCGCAGACUGCCGGUUCAGCCAUGAUCUGAGCAACCACCUAUGCAAAUAUUGGGUCAUGGGUAACUGCUUGGCCGGCGAGACAUGCAUCUUCUCGCAUGACCCGUCCAAGCUCGUAAGCAAAAUGUCUCUGGAAAGCGGCUCCAAUACUCCUACUAGGAGUCAUAGUAGCUUGAUGCUCCAGGAUAUGAAUUCGUUUCCCUCUUUAAAUGGCGAUUCAGAUCAUCAUGGAGGCUAUUCAGGUAGCCCCAAUUAUGCUUCAUCGCCGGGGAUGCGAUCCCUGCGGGCCGAGAGCCCACGCCCUAGAUCACGACCCGGAAGCCGACAUCAGCUAAAAGAAAACUACAUAGCUGCUCCCGCCCUCGAUGAUAACGAGGCUUUCCCUUCCCUUGGCGCGGCUAUCGCAAAGCAGGGAAAGAAGCAUCAUGGCAAACGUGGUGGUCAUGGCCACAAGGAGAAUGGUACCCCCAGCUCUUUGGCCGACAUUGUCAAGAUGAAUCCUCCUGCAUCUCCCAGACUCGAAGUGCGCAAACCUAUUAGCAACGGUAACGGCGUCAUUGGCAGAGAUGGCGAACAUAGCGCUGCAGCUCUGGCGAUACCCAGCCCAAAGCAUGUUCCCUGGCUUGAAACUGGAGAACGGGCCAACAAAGCAUAUCUCAAGGCCCGCCAGGAGGCUAUCAAACAUGGCGGCCUGAGGAACAAGUUUUUACAAAGCGCUGCACAAGCAUGGAACCGCAACGAUGCGCGGGCUGCCAAGGCUCUCAGCCUCCGCGGCCAGAGCGAGAAUGACCUGAUGAGAAAGGCUCACAGGGAGGCAGCUCGCGAACUAUACGAGGAGCGCAAUAAGAAUCUAGACGCCGUGUCUGAAGUAUAUGUCGACCUCCACGGUCUCCAUCCGGAAGAGGCUGUAGAGUACCUGGAGAAAGUCCUUUUGGAGAAUGAAAAGGGCAACCGACCUGUUUACGCCAUCACCGGCACCGGCCACCACAGCAAGAAUGGCAAGGAUAAAGUGGGAAAAGCGAUCCGAUCAUUCUUGAAUGAGUGGCGAUAUGCCUACCGAGAAUUCUCCGUGCCAGGAGAUCGCAAUAGCAUGGGCGGCAACGUCUCGCGGUCACCACGGCAGAUGUCCUCUGAUGCGCGGGACUGGGCGCGCACCCAGUGGGAUACAUACCUCAAAUGGAGCCAGAACUUGAUGGCGACGUACUGGAAGCUCUCGCCGCUGUACCGCGCCAUGGUUAUCCUCGUCAUCCUCAUCGGCUGGACGUUCAUCAUCCUCUCUGUCUUGUACUCGGAGGCCUUCUUCCGAUGGCUGGCGACGGUGUCCAAGACGUGGCGCGAGAUCCCGGGCGGCUGGCUCAUUGCCUUUAUGCUCAUCUUCGUCACGUCGGUUCCCCCCAUUGUGGGCUACUCGACGGCAAACACCAUUGCGGGCUUCGUCUACGGGUUUCCGUUGGGCUGGCCCAUUGCUGCCUCGGCAUGCGUUGUUGGUAGCUUGGCUGCCUUUAUGGCUUGCCGGACGGUGCUGAGCGGCCAGGUCAACAGGAUGAUUGGCACCGACCACCGCUUCGUCGCGCUGGGCCAGGUCCUGCGCCGGGAUGGAAUUCUCUACUUGACGGGCAUUAGGUUCUGUCCUCUGCCCUUUAGCUUGAGCAAUGGCUUCCUUGCAACCAUUCCCAGCAUAUCGCCUCUCGCUUUUGUUAUCUCUACAGCGCUGUCCACACCCAAGCUUCUCAUCCACGUCUUCAUCGGCAGCCGCCUCGCCAUCAUCGCCGAAGCAGGCGACUCCAUGACCCUCCGCGACAAAAUGGUCAACUACGCUAGCAUGAUCAUCGGCGGGGCGAUCGGCGCAGCUGCCGGCAUCAUCAUCUACCGCCGCACCAUGGCCCGUGCCGCCGAGCUCGCCCGCGAGGAAGCCACCGUCAUCAUCGCCGCCGAGGAGGGCGAGGGCGGCUACGAGGACACGGACGACACGCUCCUGGAUCCAGAGGAUGCGGCUCAUGCCAUGGGCGAUGAUGAUGUUUCUCUGUGGGACACGCAGGUGGACGAUGGCUGGGGUGAUGCGUAUGACGAUGAGGAGGGUGAUGGUGAUGCGAAGACGACAAAGUUAAAUAAAGACUAG
Messenger RNA from Trichoderma gamsii, 2988 nucleotides. RefSeq lists its product as hypothetical. Gene Ontology annotation, biological process: negative regulation of DNA-templated transcription. Gene Ontology annotation, molecular function: metal ion binding; RNA binding. The record is from RefSeq and is a predicted model, not a curated record. Gene Ontology annotation, cellular component: nucleus. NCBI's taxonomy places the organism in Eukaryota, Fungi, Ascomycota, Sordariomycetes, Hypocreales, Hypocreaceae. The transcript has 5 exons. The coding region runs from base 1 to 2988 and encodes 995 amino acids.